AUGCCUACCCUUUCCACUUUUCUUUCGGUAUCGCUGCCUGUGAUUCUGGCUGCUCUGAUUUACCAGCUAGGGCUGCCGGCUUUCAUCAGCGAAUACAUACCAUCCACGUUGCUUCCAAAUCUCUUCGUACCCACAUACUGCUACAAGUCUGUCAGAACGCUUUCGUCGGAGUUUCCGCAUGCCGAGUGCUUUACCAUUCACGACGGCAAAUUCUCCAGUGUCUUCGUAGACAAUGCAGCCCCUGAUGCGGUCAAGGAAUCCCGCACAGGUUACGUGUACCCUGGUUUUUGGGAUGGUCACGGUCACUUGGUCCAGUUUGGAGAAUCUCUAGAUUCAGUGAGCCUCUUUGGCGCCGAUUCAAUGGACGAGAUCAAGAGGAGACUGUUGGAUAUACCUCCCGGAGGCGAAGUGCCGGCAAAGGGUGUCUUCUGCGACAAUGCCAUGGAUAUCGUACUGGAGUAUUACCCAAAGCCGACCCAAGCGCGCAAAACCGAGUUCAUUAAGACUGCGAUGGCAGAGUUAAACAAACAUGGUAUUGUCGGGAUGCACGACGCCGGUGUAGUGCCGGCAGAUUUGGAGCUAUACGAAGAGCUCGCGAACGACCCGGACUGGACUGUGAGAGUCAAUGCAAUGAUCGAAUGCGACGUCCGGAACACGUUUUGUCCCGAGGCGGUCAGGAAAGUUUCGACUCCGAAUGGCCGAUUCCAUGUGAACAGCGUCAAGCUUUUCGGAGAUGGGGCUUUGGGCUCCUGGGGCUCAGCUAUGAUUGAGCCGUACAGCGACAAACCGGAGUCCUCCGGCUCUUUACUCGUCAACGCGACUACGCUGUCAAGUGUGACAUAUGAUUGGGCCGUAAAGGCAGGGUACCAAGUUAAUAUUCAUGCUAUUGGGGAUCUUGCUAACAGGCUUGCGGUUGACGCGUUUGAAGCGGCGUUGAAACGCUUGUGCCCCCACGCUAACCUCCGCGACUGUCAAGCUAAACGUCGUUUCCGCAUCGAGCACGCCCAAAUCAUCCAUCCAGAUGACCAGCGCAGGAUGUCAGAACUUGGUAUCAUUGCGUCAAUACAGCCCACGCACGCGACCUCGGAUAUGGGUUAUGCGGAGAGCAGGCUUGGCCAGCAACGAACAAAAGAUGAGGCGUACCGAAUGCGGUCGCUCUUACCACUUCGUCCAGUCCUCGGUAGCGACUUCCCAGUUGAACCCGCGAGUAUCUUCGAGGGAAUGUAUGCGGCAAUCACGCGACGAAGUCCACGUACAGGACUGGACCCUAGCGGUGGCAAGGCUGGCUGGUAUCCCGAAGAGAGCCUCACUUUCGAACAAGCUUUAGAGGGUUUUACGGUGAACGCUGCAUAUGGUGCCUUCUUAGAAGGCAAAGCUGGUGUCAUCGAAGCGGGGGCGUAUGCUGACUGGGUUGUUGUCGACGAACAACUUGAAUCGCUGGGCCCAGAAGCAUUGAGGAAGGUGACAGUGAAAGAGACGUGGGUGGGCGGCAAGCGAGUCUAUUGA
This is a messenger RNA of Alternaria novae-zelandiae, 1506 nucleotides long. RefSeq lists its product as uncharacterized. NCBI's taxonomy places the organism in Eukaryota, Fungi, Ascomycota, Dothideomycetes, Pleosporales, Pleosporaceae. The transcript is spliced from 3 exons. Gene Ontology annotation, molecular function: hydrolase activity, acting on carbon-nitrogen (but not peptide) bonds. The coding region runs from base 1 to 1506 and encodes 501 amino acids. The record is from RefSeq and is a predicted model, not a curated record.